Messenger RNA from Acanthosepion pharaonis, 909 nucleotides. NCBI's taxonomy places the organism in Eukaryota, Metazoa, Mollusca, Cephalopoda, Sepiida, Sepiidae. The record is from the annotation of a GenBank genome assembly.
AUGAAUUCAACAAGUGCACAUUUUCAAAGUUUAGAUGUAGGUCAAUGUGACAGAGUACAUUGGUCGUUAAUAACAGCUGCACCUAUCACUUCCCUUUUCUUUCUGUCUUUCCUUCUCACUGAAUCAAUCUCUCUCAUUCAAUUCAUCUCUUUCUCUCACACGCUCUCAACCUUUUUGUGUAUAUUAACAAGUAUUUUCUUCCCUUUUCACCUUUCCUCUCAGUUUUCUUUUCUCUUUUGUAUUACUAUUUCUAUCUCCCCCACCGCUUUUCUCUCCCCCUCUCUGUUUUUUCUGUUUCUCUUGAUUCCUCUCUCUGAUUUUCAUCCCUUCUCUCAAUUUCACUCGCUGUUUCCUCUCUCUAUUUCUGUCUUCUAUAUAUUUCUGUUUUUUUCUCUCUUUCGCCGUUUCUCCCAAUUCUCUAUAUUUCUUUCUCUGUUUCUCUUCCCUUCUUUUUGUUUCUCUUUUUCUUUGUUCCUCAUACCUUUCCUCUAUUUUAGUUUUCCCUCUUUUCUUUCUCUUUUCGUUUUUCCUCCUUUCUCUCUGUUGAACUCUCUGGUUUCCUACUCUCUCUUCUCAUUUCCCGAUUUUACUCAAGCCCCACUCUUUCUUAACUCCUUAUCUUCCAAACAAUCAAGAUAUCUUUAUGCACCUCUUUCUAUUCGCCCUCUUCUUACACUUUUUGACUCUCUUAUGUAUCUACUGAAUUUUACGCGAAAAGUUUACCUUUUCUCUUUCUUUUCUUAUCCAUCUCUCAUCAUCUCUCAAUACUUCUCUCUCGCUUCUUCUUGCAUUUUCCCUGAAAUAUCCACUCUCUCAAUUUCACCUUAUUUUUCUCUUGCAGUUACUUUAGUCUCUGUCUAUUUCUUCCUCUCUGUGGUUGACCCCUGCCUCACUCGCCUUCUCUUUUGA